UAAAGUUAAACAUGUGCAAAUUAUGCAUGUGCAAUUUUAGCGAAUCGCGUGGGAAUGAUGAGAAUUCCAGUCUGCUCUACUCUGAAGGAUCGAUUUGUCGUCGAGUGGAGAAAGUGCGUGCACACCUACUUUCUCCAGAUUUCGCUUCGUUGCAGGAAAAGUCAGCCUGCUUUCUCUCACUACACUUUUUGCCCAUUUUUUACAUCUCCAGAAAAUAUGGCUGUUUAUUAUUACCCCCGGAACGGGAGUAAAUUUCUGAGAUGAAUUCCCUCGGCCUUAACAUUAUUUUGAGAAUGGGUUGUCUCUGUUCGAAACAAAGCGUUCGGAUAAAUGGGAAGACGUACUACAUCCGAGACAGAUUGGGCGAAGGAGGCUUCAGCGUCGUGGAGCUUGUCGAAGACGCCAGAACGCAUGAAAUGUUUGCCCUGAAACGGAUUCCUUGUCACAACGCGGAAGACCAGAAGGUCGCCAUGCUUGAGGUGGAGAGUCAUAAAUGUAUCCAACAUCCGGGCGUGAUGGAAUUACUGGAUUAUGAUCUCAAGUCUAAAGUAGACCCUUUGGAGGAUCUAUCAAGUGAGCUGUUGAUUCUGAUGCCGUAUUAUCAGAGAGGAACGCUGUUUGGGGAACUAAGUCGACGGGAAGUUCGAAAGCUUUAUUUUGCGGAGAAAGAGGUGCUAAGGAUUUUUCGGUGCAUUUGCGAAGCUGUGGAAGCAUUUCACACUUUACAGCCUGACCCCUUGGCGCAUAGGGAUUUAAAAACGGCAAAUAUAUUGUUGGAUGAAAACUUUAAUCCAGUUCUAAUGGAUUUAGGGUCUACCACAAAGGCCAGAGUGGACGUUAAAGAACACACCGAAGCAAAACAGUUGGAAGAGCUUGCUGCUGAAAGGUCAUCAAUGCCGUACCGGGCACCAGAACUGUUUCACGUGUCUUCUAACUUGUCUAUUGACGAACGGUCGGAUGUUUGGUCCUUGGGAUGCAUUCUCUUUGCUCUCUGCUUUUUUAAAUCGCCCUACGAUAUUGUGUAUGAACGACACGACUCCGUGGCGUUGGCUGUGGUCAGCGGUAGAAUAGACAUUCCGCCAGACAGCCCAUUUUCUGAGGAAUUGCAUAACUUGAUCAAAUACAUACUCGUCGUGGAUCACAAAGAACGCCCAUUCAUUCAAGACGUACUCACACGGCUGAGGGAACUGGAAAUGAAAAACCAAGGCUGUGUCUAAUCAGUCCAACCUCUUACGACUACGUACAAAUUAAUACAGAAUUGACGACUAUGCAUAGACGAAAAGUGAUGAUUUGAAAGCAAACAUAUCAAUUGACAAUGCCUAUUAUAACUUUGUAUGUGUAAUAUUUACGUAUUAUGUAUGCAAUAAGUAAAUAACAUUCCAGAAAAUGUAGAACAAUAGAAUUAAUUAACCGGUUGUGUAAGUGAAAGUA
Messenger RNA from Folsomia candida, 1431 nucleotides. RefSeq names its product serine/threonine-protein kinase 16. Gene Ontology annotation, biological process: protein phosphorylation. The transcript has 7 exons. The record is from RefSeq and is a predicted model, not a curated record. Gene Ontology annotation, molecular function: ATP binding; protein serine/threonine kinase activity. Gene Ontology annotation, cellular component: Golgi apparatus; cytoplasm. Lineage: Eukaryota; Metazoa; Arthropoda; Collembola; Entomobryomorpha; Isotomidae. The coding region runs from base 261 to 1217 and encodes 318 amino acids.